Molecule: messenger RNA, 714 nt
Organism: Adineta steineri
Lineage: Eukaryota; Metazoa; Rotifera; Eurotatoria; Adinetida; Adinetidae
Source: the annotation of a GenBank genome assembly
AUGCAAAGAAAUAGAGAUGGAGAACCGGUUUCUUUUAGUGUGCUCGCUAGUGUUGGUCCUCCUUUAAUUAGUGGUAUUUUUACCUUGGCUCAGCAGAUUCACAAAACAGUUGAAACUUGCGGUGAAAAUGAUAUAGAUUGUAUUGAAUUAGAUGGACAUAUUUAUGAAGUUAUUGAUUGUUUGGAAUAUAUUGAAUCCGACGCACCACGACUGUUUAAACAAUUAGAACAACCAAUAAUAAACUUAGAAACUUGUCUAGUAGAUUGCUUAGAAUUAGUGCAAAAAUACACUAAUGCAUCUGCCAUUGGACUAUUCUUACGUAGUCAUAGUUAUAAACGAAAAUUUGACAAAAUGAACGAUCAAUUAGAAAAGUGUAAGCAGCGUCUUUCAUUUGCUAUUCAAGUUCAUUCUUUAUCAGUCACUAAAAAGAGAUCACAAUUUACAACAAGAAUAACAACACAAACAUUAGGUUUAGAUGGACGUCAUAAACGAACACAUGCUGAUCAGUCUAAACAUAGACCAAUGACACCUCUUGUUAAUCAUGCUGUGAAACAAUCUCCGAAAAUCAGUCAUCAUCAAAGUAGACAUCUACAUCAUUCCAACAGUCCUCAUCAUCAACAGAGACCUCGUGUAUCAAGUUUACCACGUACACCCAAUAUUCCACGUGUAUCAAGUGUACCACGAUCAUUAAUGAAUGGUGUGCAUCAUCACUAG